ACAGCUAAGUCCCCUCCUGUUCCCUGAUUAAGAGGUGAUGACCACUCCACUACCAUUGUCAACUCUCUCCUGACAUGAACUGAAUGUUUCCCUUCCAAGCACUUCAAAUCCUGUCCUGAAGUCAAGUCUCUGAACAGCUCAACUCAUGCCUCAUACCCAUUUAAUCGCUGCUGUGGUCCCUCCCAACACUGUGUGAAUGAUUGAGAAUCAGAGCGAUCUCCAUGCUGUGAGACCCCACCCCAUGCUCCUCCCUCCUCUCAGGGGAUGGCCAAGGUCCAGGAUGGACACACAAACACAUGUGACAGCCCUGCGAUGUUAGAAGAGAGCCAGGAUGGUAUGGACAGUGGUAGCCUGACUCCUGGCCCAGCUUCAGCUCGACAGGUCUGCAUUCAGCGCCACCCCAGCCAAGGCUUCGGAUUCAUAGCAGGCAGCCAGAGACCAGUCAUCGUACGCUCUGUCUCUGCAGACGGCCCGUCCAUCGGCAAGCUUCUCCCUGGAGACCAGAUCCUGGCCAUCAAUGAGGAGGUGGUGAGCGAGGCUUCCCGGGAGAGAGUCAUAGACCUUAUGCUGCAAAGACUCCAUAGUUCUCACCGUGCUGCAGCCUCACCAGUCACCUAAGUCAGCCUUCAUAAGUGCAGCUAAGAAGGCCCAUCUGAGAACUAACCCGCCCAAAGUGCGCUUUUCAGAGCAAGUGUCCUUCAGUGA
Oncorhynchus mykiss (rainbow trout) is the source of this 705-nucleotide messenger RNA. NCBI's taxonomy places the organism in Eukaryota, Metazoa, Chordata, Actinopteri, Salmoniformes, Salmonidae. The record is from RefSeq and is a predicted model, not a curated record.